ACAUUCAUGAACAACUGAGGGAGGGGUAGAUUCCAGGUGAUAAGUUCGGGCAAGAUUCCAUUCUGCAAACAGACCCAACUGCGGCAGGCAUCAAAGAGUGACCUAGUGCAGAUUGUGUACAGUUUUGUAGCUUAUGAGCGACAGGAAUACCACUAGUGAGGAUGAUCGGAUCUUGCGAUCGGCUAGAUGUCCGAUUGUCGACGUGGCAUUAGGACCCGAGGGUGAUAGGUUACUGUUCCGCCAGCUUAGGGAGAGGCAGCAGCAGCAGUGGAGAGCUAGGGCAGCGGAGGCCAGCAGGGCAUUCGCAAGUGAAGCCGCUGCUUCAGCAGCCAUGGCAACCGCUGGAGAGCAGAGUUCCCAAGCCAGCAGUUCAGGGGCCGUAGGGUCAACGGUCGCACAGACCCUAAGUCAGUCCACUGGCGUCAUGGAAAGCCAGCCAAUAGUGUUGACUUCCGAUGAGAUCGCCAUACAGCAGGCAGCACCGCAGGAGGCACAGCUACAGAAGGCCUUAGGAGAGAUAAAGGCGGAGAAGGAAAAGAUGAUUAGAAGAAGAGCUAGAAUGCAGCGGAGACAAGCGGACGUUGGUGAGUUAGAGGGAAUGGACCUGACGCACAUGGAUGCAAACGUGAGGACGUUACGGACAGUCCUGCUAGGUGUUGUAGAGAUGCAGGACCACCACACGGCUCUCCUUAAGGACAUCCAACAGAGUCUGGCCUUGCUGGUCGGGCGAGCGAAGGCAGCACCAUCGCUGUCCGGGCCCAGUGCCUGGCUCGUUGUACAACCUCCUCCUUUUGUCCCAUCGGUGACUGGGGUAUCCCCAUAUGUAACCCCAGCAUCGGUCCAAGCCGCUUCCCUGGGCAUGCCGUUGACAGGAGGGUUCUCAGCAGGUCCUAGUGUACAAGUUCCUGUACAGACAGUGUUUUCCCAACCUUCGUCGCAGGUUGUCAUCAGCGGGCAGCCUGCUGUCUCGCAGCCUGCACAGCCGCAGGGUACACAGCCCCAGCAGCAGCUAGUGCAGCAGCCUGCGCCUCAGGGUCCACAGCCCAAAAUGGUACAGGUACCGGGACAAAGUCAGUGGGUUCCAAAGACGGCCAUCGCUGCUCCUCAACCCUUCACAGGGGACAAGAGGGGCGAAGACCUUGACACAUGGUUGAGGAACCAGUUCGCAGGUGAGGCCAACAUCAACAUGCACAACUUCCCCUCGUUCAGCAAGAAGGCCCUAGACCUAGAAGACAAGAUAGGGCAUGGACAAACACCCACGACGGAUGGUAGGAAAAAGUCACUGCCUCCCAACUGGAAGGCGAAGGGACUCAUCAUGUUCUUCGACAACGAUGCUUCUACCAUCGAGUUGGAUGACGACUUCCAAGCGCGAGAGGGUACAGAGGCAGGCAGCGUAGAGGCUUCAGGGGGUGGAGUAGUCGCUGCCUCAGUACAAAAAGGAAAGGCGACUGGUAGACGUUGUGGAGGUUCUCGGUCUAGGAGUCAAGUUGACCCCAACGCUCCUCCAUGGGAGAAAGCGGGUCUAACCGAGGACGUGUGGAGAGACCGGUACACCCGACAGGCUUGUAUUCGUUGUGGCCAAUAUGGCCACAAUCAGUUCAAGUGUCAUAAUAAGAAGGUGACCGAGAAGAUCCCGCCUACGAUGGGGCAGGCGUUGGGAUCCUCUGCUCCCGUUGGUAACGAUGUAGCCUGCAGUUCUGGCACUGCUCAGGGAAACGCGUCGGGCCAGUAGGAAUAGUAGUUGUUCCUGCUAGGGUCGAGGUGGUGGACACACCCUCACCAUCUCGAGAGAUGGCCCAAGCUAUUGACUCCGUUGUCAUCCCGCAAACACAUUCAGACCCAUCGAGCCUUUGUUCGAUGAAUGUAUUUGAGUCCUUAGAGGAGCUAGAGGAGGAGUGGUCCAAAUCAGACCCGCUAGCUUCUUGGACGGCAUUGGCUAAAGCCCCUAGGAGUGAGAUGUUCGUCGGCGAGGUAGUCAUCGGCGGUUGUAAGGUCGGGGCCUAUUAUGACACUUGCUCGACUAGGAACUUCAUUAGUCACGCGUGCGUUGAGAGGUUGCGCUUACAGGGGCAAGUGCAGCGCCAGAGUCGACAUGUGCCAACAAACAGCACAUGGUAGU
Chara braunii is the source of this 2119-nucleotide messenger RNA. Lineage: Eukaryota; Viridiplantae; Streptophyta; Charophyceae; Charales; Characeae. The record is from the annotation of a GenBank genome assembly.